AGAGCCAGACCGUGUAGUCCGGUUGCUUCCACUUGGAACUAAAUGUGGAACUAAAAGUUUGUUUAGUAGACAAUUAUUGUGUUUUUGGCCUUGAGUGGCCCAGUGGCAGAUUGCAGUUAGCUAGCCAGCGGUUAGCAUCAGAACUGAGACUUUUUACGUUCCAUUGCAUUGCUCACAAAUAACACUUCUCUUGCUUCCACGUCCCUGCAUGGAGCCUAACGGUCUUUGGACUUUCUCUUCCUCUGUUUGGAAAGAUAUUUAAUAUAGUGUUGAAUAUAUGCUACAUGUUACCAUACAUGCAUACAUACAUCUUUUAUUGUCUACUAAAUAUUUCUGUGUUAUUACAAUAGAACAUCAUAUGAUGUAUGUCAAUAAGAGGUGAAGUUCAUAAGAAGCACAUAAUGAUAUAGUAGUACAGUAUUAGGGUUAUAUUGAGGGUGCAAAUAUAUUUACAGUUGUACAGGAUUACAGCAGAUUAUAGCAGGGUGCAGCAUGGGCAGCAACACUGAUGGUGUAUACUGUGUAUACUGUGUAUACUGUGUAUGUAUAUGCAGGGUUGGGGGUGCUAGGUGGUGUUGGUCAUUCACGAGGAUGGUGGCAGACGGAAAGGAAGUGAGCUUGUGUUCCUGAUAGAUGGAAGUGGAAUAACGUGGAGGAUGAGUCGCUAUCAUGGAUCACGUCAGCCUGGCCUCUGGCAACAUGCAACAACAAUAAGAUGUCAGAUAUCAGUAACAGUCUGCUGCUGCAGCUCAGGCAAAGCAUGCUGGGAGAAGCGGUGGGGGGAAGCCCCUCCCUCCCCCCAGUGAGCGGGUGUCCUGAUUGGCCGGCGUGCGGCCCAGCUGAUGCUUCUGUCAGACAGAGCAGAGGAGGUGAUGGAGGCGACAGCGAUGGGGUCAUACGCCAGCGGUCCAACAUGGCGGCGGCAUCGUACGACCAACUACUGAGGCAGGUGGAGGUGCUGAAGAUGGAGAACUCCAACCUACGACAGGAGCUGCAGGACAACUCCAAUCACCUGAGCAAACUGGAGACAGAGGCAUCCAACAUGAAGGAAGUCCUGAAACAGCUACAGGGCACCAUAGAAGAAGAGUCUGGGGAGGCGUCUGGCUCUCAGCUGGAGCUCAUAGUGAGACUGAAAGAGAUGAGCCUGGACUCUGCAGGUUUUAUGGCCAGGCAGAGGCCUCCUGUGCUGCCCUCCUCCUCUUCCAGCCUGGCCUCUUCUGGUGGAGCGGCCGGAGGUUCUGCUGGUUCUGCUGGUUCUGCUGUGCUGGUUCCCAGGAGAGGGCUGCUGUGUGCAUCCAGAGACAGCCACGAGCGCUGCCUGGAGGAGCUGGAGAAGGAGAGAGCUCUGCUAUUGGCUGAGCUGGAGAAGGAAGAGAAGGAAAAGGGAUGGUACUACGCUCAACUGCUGAAUCUGACCAAGAGGAUUGACAGCCUCCCACUGACUGAAAAUUUCACGCUGCAGACGGACAUGAGUCGUCGUCAGCUGGAGUUUGAGGCUCGUCAGAUCCACUCGGCCAUGGAGGAGCAGUUGGGCUCCCGUCAGGACAUGGAGAGAAGAGCUGAGGCUCGCACGUCGCGUAUUCACCAGAUUGAGAAAGACAUCCAGAAACUGGGAGCUCGACUCCAGGUGGAGACGUCACAGGGCUCCAACGAUGGUGGUGUCCUGGGAGAUGCUCAGAACACCAGCACACGCUUGGACCACGAGCCGGCCAAUGAGACCCCCUACUCUGUGCCUCGGCGAAUCACCAGCCACUUGGGAACGAAGGUGGAGAUGGUGUACAGCCUUCUGUCCAUGCUGGGGACUCAUGACAAAGACGAUAUGUCCCGCACACUGCUUGCCAUGUCCAGCUCUCAGGACUCGUGUAUCGCCAUGCGCCAGUCGGGCUGUCUUCCAUUGCUCAUACAGCUCCUGCAUGGCAACGACAAGGAUUCCCUGUUGCUAGGUAACUCCCGCGGCAGCAAAGAGGCUCGUGCACGAGCAUCCGCGGCGCUGCACAAUAUCGUCCACAGUCAGCCGGAUGAUAAAAGGGGGCGGCGGGAGAUCCGAGUGCUCCACCUGCUGGAGCAAGUGCGUCAUUACUGCGAGGCCUGCUGGACCUGGCAGGAGAACCAUGAGAGGGGCGUGGACCAAGAAGACAACCCCAUGCCAUCGCCCGUCGACCACCAGAUCUGUCCCGCCGCAUGCGUCCUCAUGAAACUGUCCUUUGAUGAGGAACAUCGACACGCCAUGAACGAGCUCGGUGGUCUUCAGGCGGUGGCGGAGCUGCUGCAGGUGGACUGUGAGAUGUUGGGUCUCAGCGGGGAUCACUAUAGUGUCACACUGCGACGGUACGCCGGCAUGGCGCUCACCAACCUGACGUUUGGAGACGUGGCCAACAAGGCCACGCUGUGUUCCAUGAAGGGCUGCAUGCGGGCCAUGGUCACCCAGCUGAAGUCUGAGAGCGAAGACCUGCAACAGGUGAUUGCCAGUGUGCUGAGGAACUUGUCAUGGCGAGCGGAUGUGAACAGUAAGAAGACGCUGCGUGAGGUGGGCAGUGUGCGAGCGCUGAUGGGCUGCGCCCUGGAGGUUCAGAAGGAGUCCACGCUGAAGUCUGUACUGAGCGCUCUGUGGAAUCUGUCGGCGCACUGCACGGAGAACAAGGCGGACAUCUGUUCAGUGGACGGCGCUCUGGCCUUCCUGGUGGGAACGCUGACGCACCGCAGCCACACCAACACGUUGGCCAUAAUCGAGAGCGGGGGCGGCAUCCUGAGGAACGUCUCCAGCCUCAUCGCCACCAACGAGGUGUACAGGCACACCCUGCGAGAACACAGCUGCCUGCCCACGCUCCUGCAGCACCUCAAGUCCCACAGCCUGACCAUCGUGUCCAACGCCUGCGGAACGCUCUGGAACCUGUCAGCACGCGACGCCAAGGACCAGGAGGCCUUGUGGGAGCUGGGCGCUGUGGGCAUGCUGCGCAACCUUAUCCAUUCCCGACACAAGAUGAUAGCCAUGGGGAGCGCCGCUGCCCUGCGCAAUCUGAUGGCCAAUCGGCCAGCUCGCUACAAGGACGCCAGCGUGGUUUCACCGGGGGCGGGGGCUCCGUCACUGCACGCCCGCAAACAGAAGGCACUGUUCAAGGAGCUGGAUGCUCAGCAGCUGUCAGAGACCUUCGAUAACAUUGACAAUCUCAGCCCCAAGGCGGCACACAGGAAGGGGCGGGGCUGUAAUGGCAGCAGUGGCGGAGCGGUGAGUGCCCCACGCUCCUACACUAACACGCCGGUGCUAUCCAGUCCCAAAAACGCUGACGGCUCAAAGCGGAGCAGCGAUGACACAACGUAUGUACGGCCGGUCUUCUCGGUCAGCGUGCGAGCCUCCAGCGACAGCCUGAACAGCGUGACCAGCGCAGACGGCUACGGCAACCGCGGCAAGACAAAACCCUCUUCGGAACCGCUGUACUCGUCGGACGACAGCAGCGCCAACAGGUGCUGCGUUUACAGGAAGUACCCGGCUGACCUGGCGCUCAAGAUUCGCAGCGCUAACCACAUGGCGGACGAUGACGGCGCCGAGCUAGACACGCCCAUCAACUACAGUCUCAAGUACUCGGAUGAACAGCUGAAUUCAGGGCGCCAGAGUCCUAGCCACCGUGGCGGGCCCGAGGCCCAGGACGAUGACGAACAGGCGGGCAGGGCGAGGAUGAGAAGUGAUGGCACCGCAUCGGGAAGCAACAACACCCACAUGACGCCGCCACCACCCUCACGAUAUGUCGCGGCGACGUCCAACUAUGGCGCCGACUCCGCGUCCGAGCAGCCAAUUGACUACAGCUUGAAAUACGCCGAUGUCUCACGCAAGACUCUGUUUGAAGCCCAAGAUGCCGCCGACCCCGCCCUACCUCCACCUCCUGCUUCCUCUGCCAGUAAACCCCGCCCACCUUCUCAAGCCCCCAACCGCUCGUUGCCGAAGAGCAACCAGGAGUCCACACAGACUUACUGCGUGGAGGACACGCCCAUCUGUUUCUCUGGAGGAAGCUCGCUGUCCUCCUUGUCUCCUGAGGAAGAGGAGGAGGAUGCGGAUGAUACGGGGAGGAAGAGUGGAGGAGCAAACGCCACGCUGGGCGCUGGCGAGAAGGACGAGCAGCAGCAGCAGCGGCGGAUGCGUCCGCAGAAGGAAGUAGAGAGCCAGACGGCAUCUGAGGUUCCCGCCACACGAGGACGCCGUGGACACCACCAUCACCACGGGCACGGCCACCACCACCAUCCCCAUCAUCAUCAGCUAACUUCAUCGGGCGCCAGGACCCCCAAAAGCCCGCCGGAGCAACCGUACGCUCAGGAGACACCGCUUAUGUUCAGUCGCUGCACGUCGGUCAGCUCCCUGGACAGCUUCUCCACGUCGUCCAUCGCCAGCUCUGUGCGCUCCAGCGAGCCGUGUAGCGGCAUGCCCAGCGGCGUGAUCAGCCCCAGCGAUCUGCCUGACAGUCCCGGACAGACAAUGCCACCGAGCCGCGCCAAAACACCCCCAUUGGCGGCCCUGCCUCCUCCUCCGAGGAGCACGAAGGAGGAAAAGGCUGGCGACAAGGAGCCAGACGACGGCAGCGCUGACGUUCUACUGCACUUUGCUACGGAGAGCACGCCACAUGGCUUCUCCUACGCCUCCAGUUUGAGCGCGCUCAGUCUUGACGAGCCUUUCAUGGCAGCGCGUGUGAAGGAGGAGGACGAGGGCGGCAAGGACAUCAGGGAGGAGUCCGACGACGACGACGACGACGAUGAUACGCAGAUCCUGGAGGCAUGUAUUAAUAUGGCCAUGCCCAAAUCGUCACGGAAACCAAAGAAACCACCACAAGCUGCUCCACGCAAGCCCAGCCAGCUUCCCGUCUACAAGCUCCUCCCCCCUCCUGCUCGCAGCCAAUCACAGCAGAGGAAGGACCUGCUGGCAGUGGAGGAGGUGCCUCGUGUCUACUGUGUGGAGGGAACGCCGCUGAAUUUUUCCACCGCCACGUCACUCAGCGACCUUACCAUCGAUUCACCGCCCAACGAAGAGACCAACGCACCUUUGGCUCCGCCCACCACUUCCCAGACACGGCGCGCUGGAAUUCCCGAGGGCGAGAACGGCGACGACAUUCUGGCCGAGUGCAUCAGCGCGGCCAUGCCAAAAGCCAAACCGAGGAAGCCCAUCCGAGCCUCCUCCAACGGCGAGCCGGCCCAAACGCCGCCCAACCCGCCUCCUCUCCCUCCUCCAGCCCCGCCCCUCUUCAGCCCCCAGCAGCACAAGAAGAAGCCCACGUCACCGGUGAAGCCCAUGCCCCAACGUGUGGCGUACGCCAAAGUCAAGCCGGGCUUUGCUUUCGACUCGCCGCAUCACUACACGCCCAUCGAGGGCACGCCGUGUUGCUUCUCUCGCAAUGACUCGCUCAGCUCGCUGGACUUUGAUGAAGACGACAAGGACGAAGACAAGAAAAGGAAAGAGCAGGACAAAAAGAACAAGCAGCAGAUGGCAGCUGUCUUCCCUCAAAGCAAAGCUGCCGCCAACCCGCCCGCCAUGGAUGAGAAGCAGAAGUUUGCCAUCGAGGACACGCCCGUCUGCUUCUCCCGAAACUCCUCCCUCAGCUCCCUGAGCGACAUCGACCAAGAGAACAACAACACGCCCCAGCGACAAGGUGGAAACCAGGACGUGACAAGGGCUCCGCCUCUUCCUCAAGCCCCGGCAGAGGCCAAGACCCGGCCAGUGGCGGCUUGCGGCUACACCCCCAAAGCCUUCCACGUGGAGGACACGCCCGUUUGCUUCUCCAGGAACUCGUCUCUCAGCUCGCUCAGCAUCGACUCUGAGGAUGACUUGCUGCAGGAGUGCAUCAGCUCCGCUAUGCCCAAGAAGAAGAAGAAGGCCGCCGCUGUUGCUGCAGCGCCGCCUGCUGCAUCACCGCUUCCCGCUCCCAAAGCAGACCAGGACCUUCUAGCUCAAGAGGAAACUUCCCAGGUGCCGAGAAGCCCCGCCUCCCCGGACUCAGAGUCAUUCGAUUGGAAGGCAAUUCAAGAAGGUGCCAACUCCAUAGUUAGCAGCCUCAAUGCCGCCGCUGCCGCCGCCUCUUCCCUUUCCCGCCAAGCAUCAUCAGACUCUGACUCCGUGCUGUCACUCAAAUCUGUUGGUUCGCCCUUCCGCCUGCCACCCAGCAGAAACACUGCUGAGGAGGAGGGGGAGGAGCUGAAGAGAGGCGCCAAGAUUGUGAAGCCAUCGUCAGACACGAAGAAGAAGGAGGAAGACGAGGAGGGGAAGUCUGUUAGGGGCGGGAAGAAAGUUUACAGGAGUCCAAUCACUGGCAAACCCAGGGCAGAGCUCGCAGCCAGGGGGCGGAGCAAACCCAGAGCAGCUGUCAUUGCUAAAGCCCCAGGAAGUGGUGACGGCGCCGAGCGUGGAGGCAGCUCCUCCCGAGAUUCCACGCCAUCACGCUCUUCUCAGAAGGUAGGAAGACCGUCCCAGCUUCCACGCACAACGUCUCCAGGCAAUGCCUCCAAAGCCACCAAACAGAGCGUGGUGGCCGCAAGGGGCGGGGCCAGCAUCCCACAGAGCGAUUCCGCUUCCAGGGUCAGCGGUGCCACGGUGGCCAAGAAGCAGAAGGCGGAGCCUGAAAAACCCACGCUCGUCCGUCAGUCAACCUUUAUCAAGGAGGCACCAAGCCCCACCCUCAAGAGGAAGCUGGAAGAAUCGGCAACAGCGCCACCUGUUGAGUCCCCGUCUAGUCCGCCGCCCACGUCCAGGAGGCCAGACACCACCCGCUCCCACUCAGAAAGUCCGUCACGCCCUCAUGAUGCCACAUCGUCACGUUUCAGUCGCACAGGCACCUGGAAGCGCGAGGGCGGCACCGCAAAUGUUGGCAAACAUUCCACCUCGUUGCCACGCGUGGGGACGUGGAAGCGCACAGGAAGCUCAUCCUCUGUGCUCUCCGCCUCCUCGGAGUCCAGUGAGAAGGGGCGGAGCGAGGAGGAGGCCAGCGUGAGGUCCAAGGGAACAUGGCGGAGGGCCAAAAGCGCCGGGGGUGACGCCAUCAACAGUGCCAACAAUUCAGAGGAAGUGUGGGUGCGUCUUGAAGACUGUCCCGUCAACAACCCGCGAUCUUCCUCCUCAUGCUCAGCUCGCUCUCCCACCACCACCAACGCCCCACCCGUCAUCCACAGCCCCGGCCCCUCUAAAAUUCCCUCAUCCUCCUCGUCUUCCUCCUCCAAUCUCAACUUGCGUCAGAGCUGCGAGAGCCUGGAUGACAAGCCUCCGCCCGAACGCCAGCAGCAGCAGCAGCGAGGUCAGCAGCGCAGUGGCGCCGUGGCGGCCAGAGUCAGCCCCUUCAACUACACGCCAAGCCCCAGGAAGGGCGGCAACCCUGACGUCGCCGUGACGGCUGCCGCCGCCGCCACAUCGUCCACUGCCGGCUCGUCCACAAGGCCCUCGCUCAUCCCCACCCCCGUCACCAAGAAACGGGAACCCAAAGGGGGGGGUGAAAGCGGAGGCGGCAGUGGUGAGCGCGGUUCGUACAUCGUGACGUCAGUAUGACUGUAUUUAAGCUAGCCCCGCCCCCUUUCAGCCAACUACCACUGUAAUGUGUAGCGCUUAGCUCCACCCUUAUCCACUUCAUGCAUGGCCCUGCCACCCCCCCCCCCCCCCCCAAGCUCAUUCUGGACUCUGGCUACUGCUUUUUUUUCCACACCUAACUUAUUAAUUUAAAUGUAAACCUUCAUUUCCACUGUCAACACGUAUGGAAGAAUAAAGUCAACAUUUUAGCUGAAAACGCCCACCUGCCUCAUUUACAUUCCGCUAUGCAUUCUGGGAUACGCCUGUUGGGACUGGAUCAGCUCGCUGCUAGCAGUUAGCCACUAGCAGCUAGCUUGUGUCCAGUCAGAAGGACUCAAAUGCUAUCAAUCAACUUUAACUGUUCACCCGGGCUGGGCGAUACAUAUAGGUUAUUACAUGGUUUGUCUGGUAUCAGGCCCAGUAUCAUGCCCCCCCCAGUGCUAGUAUCUUCGGUCUCAGCUGAUACUGGCACUUGGGGGCCUGAUACCAGACAAACCAUGUGAUAACCUGUAAUUAUCACAUACUAAAGCAUUAAUUGGCCCUAUACCCUAGAAACCCCCCAUGAAUGACACGGAAAAGGCCAAAAUGAUACCGUGUCAAAGCACAGGGCAGUGAUACUGAUCAAAUAUAGAGUCCCGUGAAACAACCAAUCAGAGAACAGCACACUGGCGUGUACACAUCCUUUGUUUUGCUGCCGUCUGCUGUCUGCUGGGGGUUGACAAUAGGCGAAAGACAAAUAAGGAAAAUAGCAAACAGAAUAUUAGAAAUGGAACGUUUUGUCACCAUUAAUGAGGAGGACACUCUUGAAAUGAUGGAAAAAAAACUCCAAAUGCUAAUACAAGUCGGAAAACCGACGGUGACCUAAAUCUCUUUCUGAAUGACUCAAGUUCAAGAACGAAGGAAGACUGGUAGAAAGCACUCCCCACCUGAGUUAGACAAAUAUGUGUAUGUUCAUCUUAUCUAUCAGAAAGGAACAUGGGGAUGAACAUUAAUAUGCUGCUCCAGUAGCCAAAAAAACAAAACUUCAUUAAUAGAACUUUAAUUGGAAGACAUAUUGAUAAGACUGUUGAUGAAUUGUUGAAAUAUUGUUGACAUGAUUGUGUUUACACUGUUUACAUAUACAUGUAAUACAUGUAAUAAACGGAAAGAUUUAUUGAAAUAAAAUGGAUGUGGUGCCAAUACAGGGCAAUAUUGCUGAUGAUACUUGAAUUGUUUAA
Molecule: messenger RNA, 8748 nt
Organism: Doryrhamphus excisus (bluestripe pipefish)
Lineage: Eukaryota; Metazoa; Chordata; Actinopteri; Syngnathiformes; Syngnathidae
Gene: apc
Product: APC regulator of WNT signaling pathway
Biological process (GO): cell migration; nervous system development; Wnt signaling pathway
Cellular component (GO): beta-catenin destruction complex; cytoplasmic microtubule; catenin complex
Molecular function (GO): gamma-catenin binding; microtubule binding; beta-catenin binding
Source: RefSeq, a predicted model, not a curated record